UUAUAAGUGGAAGGAAAGCAAUUGAUGUUGCUUAUUUGCCGCCAUCGGUUGUGGAUUGGGCUAUUCCGCUUAUUAAGAAAGGAAAUUUUUUUAGUGUUUAUGAUCCUAGAAUAGCACCUCCUCAGGAUCCUGUUGUGAGGUUGUUAAUUGGCUUUGUGGGUUGUGUAAAUUGGUUCCAAAACAUUCAUGGAGUGGUUUCAAUAAUCCUUGUACGAAGUAAAAUAUAUUAAUUAUUGCAUUCUUAACUUCAAUUUCUUCAUGCAGGGGAUACAAAGAUCAAAGAGCAAAGAGCUGAUCUCAGACUCUACGUGGUUAGCUAUGCCUUACUCAUUAAUGCUUAUGGGAAAGCUAGGAGGCAGGAUGAAGCAUUAGCAGUAUUUAAGGAAAUGCUUGAUGCUGGUGUCAGGUGGUGUUUCUGGUGGUGGUAGAAACAUGGCUAGCGCCAGUGGAACAAAGGGUCCUUUUGAGAUCUCUAGACAACCUUCAAAGAGGAUGAUAAGGGAACCAACAAGGACUUUUGAGUUGCCAAAUGAAGAGAAUAUUAUGAAUGGUGAGAUUGUUCCUUCUUCACUGGAUGUUCUUGUGCCUAUUCUUAGAGCUGCUAUUGGUAUUGAAUUGGAGAAUCCUAGAGUUGUUUCUUUUUCCAUUGUUGUUGUUAUUGUUGUUUUUUAUUAA
Messenger RNA from Vicia villosa (hairy vetch), 675 nucleotides. Its product is annotated as putative callose synthase 6. The transcript is spliced from 2 exons. The record is from RefSeq and is a predicted model, not a curated record. NCBI's taxonomy places the organism in Eukaryota, Viridiplantae, Streptophyta, Magnoliopsida, Fabales, Fabaceae. Bases 394 to 675 code for a protein of 93 amino acids.